GGCAGGGACCCUUUGGUAGAACCCCUGGCAGCUCCUGGGAAGCUGGGGAGUCUGGAGUUGUUAGAAUAGGGGUGGAGUGAGUCUCAAUCUUUUGGGGCUCUUCCCCAAUUGGGCAUGACGUAGGCUUCUAAUCCUUCUCUUAGGCCUCCACAGCUAAAGAGACAAUUAAGCUAAUGCUCUCCACAAACACAGGCUGCCUCCCUGACUCAAUGCUGGGGGCAGGAGUUGGGGGUUCUUAAGGCUAAAGGAAGGUUGGUCUGGUCCCAAGCUGAACCCCAGGCUCUGUUUCUCAGGCCCAGGAAUGAUGAGCACAGCUGAGGGAGGAGGACUAAUUACUGAGUGUGCACUCUGAAUGGGUUCCAAUAAAAGCUGUUUCUCGGCCUCAUAUAAAUAUUUUCAUUCUGGGAGGGGCUGGUGAGGUAGCCAGAGUCAUAGGCAAGGACCCAGGGACUGUCCCCACUGAGCCUGAACCAGGAGGUUAGGUGCCCCCAAGCCUCACCUGGGUCUCUUUUUUUCCCCCAGGUCUUCAAGCAGCUCAGCGUGGUAAGCUCUGGGGAAAGAUGUGGGGACAUGGAGGCUGGAUCUUACUUGGGUCUGGGUCAGGCGUGGGGUGGAGGCAGGACAGGGGUCAGCAGUCUGUCUGACCCAUCCCUCUCCACAGUCUGUGGGCAGCGUGGCCCUGGCCCCCCGAAGCCUCAGGAGGGCAACACAGCACCUGGUGAAUGGCCCUGGCAGGCCAGUGUGAGGAGGCAGGGAGUCCACAUCUGCAGUGGCUCCCUUGUGGCAGACACCUGGGUUCUCACCGCUGCCCACUGCUUUGAAAAGGCAGCAUCGACAGAACUGAGCUCCUGGUCCGUUGUCCUUGGUUCUCUGCAGCGUGAGGGGUUAAGCCCAGGGGCUGAGGAGGUGGGGGUGGCUGCCCUACAGUUGCCCAAGGCCUAUAACCACUACAGCCAGGGCUCAGACCUGGCCCUGCUUCAGCUUGCCCACCCCACAGCCCACACACCCCUCUGCCUACCCCAACCUGGGCAUCGCUUCCCCUUUGGAGCCUCUUGCUGGGCCACUGGCUGGGAUCAAGACACCAGUGAUGCUCCCAGGACCCUACGGAAUUUGCGCCUGCAUCUAAUCAGCCGUCCCACGUGUAACUGUCUCUACAACCGGCUGCAUCAGCGGCUCCUGGCUAGCCCAGCUAGGCCGGGAAUGCUGUGUGGGGGUGCUCAGCCUGGGGUGCAGGGGCCCUGUCAGGGAGAUUCUGGAGGUCCUGUGCUGUGCCGUGAGCCUGAUGGACAUUGGGUUCAGGCAGGGAUCAUCAGCUUUGCAUCAAGAUGUGCUCAGGAGGACAAUCCUGUGCUGCUGACCGACAUAGCUGCUCAUAGCUCCUGGCUGCAGGCUCAUGCUCAGGGGGCAGCCUUCCUGGCCCAGAACCCAGGGACUGUGGAGACCAGUGAUGAGGACAGCUGUGUAGCCUGUGGAUCCUUGAGGACCAAUGGUCCCCAGGCAGGAACCCCCUCCCAGUGGCCCUGGGAUGCCAGGCUGAAGCACCAGGGGAGACUGGCCUGUGGCGGAGCCCUUGUGUCAGAGGAGGUGGUGCUGACCGCUGCCCACUGCUUCAUUGGGCGCCAGACCCUAGAGGAGUGGAGUGUAGGGCUAGGGGCUGAAACAGAGGAGCACAGCCUGAAGCAACUCAUCCUCCAUGGGGCCUAUACCCACCCAGAGGGGGGCUAUGAUAUGGCCCUCUUGCUGCUGGCCCAACCUGUGACACUAGGCCCCAAAGUGCGGCCCCUUUGCCUGCCCUACAUUGAUCACCACCUGCCUGAUGGGGAACGUGGCUGGGUCCUGGGGAUGGCCUACCAAGGAGCAGGCAUCAGCUUCCCCCAGUUGGUACCUGUGACUCUUUUGGGGCCAAGAGCCUGCAGUCGUCUGCAUGCAGCCUCUGGAAGUGAUGGUAUCCCCAUUUUGCCAGGGAUGGUGUGUACCAGUGUUGUGGGUGAGCUGCCCCACUGUGAGGGCCUGUCUGGAGCACCACUGGUGCACAAGGUGAGGGGCACAUGGUUCCUGGCUGGUCUACAUAGCUUUGGGGAUGCCUGCCAAGGCCCUGCACAGCCUGCGGUCUUCACAGCACUCCCUGCCUAUGAGGACUGGAUCAGCAGUUUGGACUGGCAGGUCUACUUCGCUGAGGAGCCAGAGCCUGAGAUUGAGGCUGGAAGCUGCCUAGCCAACUGGAGUCAACCAGCCAGCUGUUGACAGGUGACUCUCUAGGCUGUUCACAGGACGCGAGAAAAGUGAGGCAACUCCCACAUCAACUCUUCUGCCCCAGCCUCCACGCCAUGUGUAGUUCCAGUCCCUGAGGCAGCCCAACAGCUCAUCUGGCUAUGGGAAGAGCCUGCCCAAAAUCAGAAGAUGCUCCCACUCUCUGCCCUGCAGGUCAGAGAUGUCACCUGUGGGUCUUCCCACACUCAGCUCUGCUGUCCAAUGCAGGCAUCCCCAGUUUUCCCUAUACUUCAUUCUCUCAGAUACAAUCACACCAGUCAUCUCUUUUGAAAUUUUCUUUUUUUGGGGGGAGCAAUUUUCCAUUUUUUAAACUUAAAUAAAUUGUUACAAAAUAGACUUUAGAAAAUAA
Molecule: messenger RNA, 2620 nt
Organism: Ictidomys tridecemlineatus (thirteen-lined ground squirrel)
Lineage: Eukaryota; Metazoa; Chordata; Mammalia; Rodentia; Sciuridae
Gene: Prss53
Product: serine protease 53
Biological process (GO): proteolysis
Molecular function (GO): serine-type endopeptidase activity
Source: RefSeq, a predicted model, not a curated record